Anneissia japonica is the source of this 1162-nucleotide messenger RNA. RefSeq lists its product as uncharacterized. NCBI's taxonomy places the organism in Eukaryota, Metazoa, Echinodermata, Crinoidea, Comatulida, Comatulidae. The transcript is spliced from 8 exons. The record is from RefSeq and is a predicted model, not a curated record. Bases 162 to 932 code for a protein of 256 amino acids.
AGAUACGGUUGCUAAGGAGGCCACGACUUUGUUGUUCAUGCUUGCUGUAUGUUUCGUGUUGUUUUGUCGGCAGAAAAGAGGUGUAAAACAAUUUAAAGCACGGUUUUGAUGCCAGACUAAGAUCAAACGUAUAUGUAUUAAGGCAAGUAAUACUGUACAGGAUGUCCAGCGAAGAACAUGAGCAGGUACAGUCGACUAAAGAAGAAGGAACAACAGAGGACACAGCAAAACCAAGUGAAGAGAAUGAUGCUGAUGAAAAUUCGCCAGACGGUAAAAAGAAGCUGGAACAACAGUAUAUAGCUGAGAUGAAAAGACUAAAAACAAGCCUUCAGAGAGAGUCAACAAAAAUUAUAAAACCAGAUUUUAAGCCAUAUACACCUUUUAUCUGGAGUAGUUUGGAGCCAUACUAUAAUACUUUCCUUAUGCAAUACAUGGCAGAUAUGCCAGCUGCGGUUCGGCAUGGAUUCGUGACAAGAAAGACAGCCAUUGGCUUAGUAGAUCCAGAAGUGUCCCACUCAAUGGAUGUUGUUGUAGAUCCAGUUCCAAAUUCAGUUCCUUGUUCUCCAAGACCAGAAGUAAAAAAAGUUUUGGUGACAAGAAGCAAUCAAAAGAAAGAGGGCAGCACACAUCUUCCAAAAUGGCCAGUGGUAUCUUACAAACGCCCUGAUGUGGCUAUCAACAAGAGACUUGAUUGGGGAGAUGUACCUUUGUUGAGAAAUGAUCUUGGUACAAAGUACAGCAGUAAUGCGCACGAACGCCGACAGAAGGACUACACACGCACGAAGCAGGAUUGGAGUCGGAUGGAAUUACACAAACUGAAAGAAAUACACGGAGUAAACCGUGAACACAUGCGAAUGACGUGCCAUGCAUACCUUGGCACAUCGCCAGGAUCCAAAAAGGCGGUGGAGGAGCUUGCCCAAGUUUUAGAAUGAAAAUUCUGAAGUUUUUACAAUAAAGACUGAUUUUUUUAGGAAUCAAUUUUGAUAUUUUACUUCACUCUUCCACAACAUGACAGUAUUAUAUCAAUAUCAAUAUUAUAGGUGAUUGUCGGAUAUCAUAAACUUAAGAUACAAUUUUAUAUACUUAAUAAGACUGACUAAUCAUGGUACUGCAGUGAAUCGAAUUGUAAAUUAAAAGAUGUAAAUAAUAUAAAGGUUACGUU